AUGGCUGGAAGAAAAAGCUUCCCCUCUCUAUUCCUAGGGGCUGUACAACCCCGGGGAGGGGGGAUCCCUGGGGCCUUUCUCAAGGGAGACUCUGCAUCCUCGUUUUUGUGUUUUCGGGGGGCAUGCGGCCUUGCUGCUGCAGCGAGAGCCCCGCAUGCAGUAGCACCAGCCGCUGCUGCAGCAGCGGCAUCCGAAAGUGUGCUGUUGAGGAGACAGUUCACUAGGACAAAGCAGGUGGCUACGAUCGGGCCGGCCUCAUGGGAAAAAGAGCAGAUUGAGCAGCUAUACCUUAAUGGUGUUGAUGUGUUCCGCCUGAACUUCUCUCAUGGCCUCUACACUGAAAAGUACCAGCAGUAUUGCUACAUCAAGGAGCUUGAGCUGAAGCACGGCAAGCCAAUCGCCGUUCUUGCAGAUCUUCCUGGACCGAAGCUUCGACUAGGUAUCCUCGAUCCGGAUCAGCAAUCGCUGCAACGAGGGCAGCAAAUUUUUCUGGAUGCCGGAGACUCUCCGGGGGCAGCCCGAGGGGGCCUCUUUAGAGCUCCGCUUCAGCAACAAGAGGUGCUGAAGGCCCUCCGGGUUGGACAUCGCGUGCUACUGGAUGAUGGCAAGAUUAAUCUGAGGGUUGUUGAGCUCUCGCGCGCGCUAAUGCAGCAGGCAGAACAGGACUAUGAUGAGUCGAAAGAGGAGAAGGGAGAAAAUUUAUGGGUUCGUUGCAUUGUCGAAAUAGGCGGCCCUAUAUCAAGUAAGAAGGGGGUGUCUCUUCCGGACUCUACCCUCGCUAUUUCGGCUCUCACCAAGAAAGAUAAAGCGAUUGCAGCGAUGGUCUCCUCGUGGGGUGUUGACUUUAUUGCGCUCUCCUUUGUCCAAACUGCUGCCGACAUCUAUCAACUCCGCACCUUAUUGCGGACCGCCCAUGAAGCUCAAGUUCAGGGGGAUCCCUCAUCCUGGAGGGCUAUGGGGGUGCCCUCGGAGGCCCCCAUAGGUCCACCCCCAAUGUGGGGGCCCCCCCAUGGCUCGCACUGUCCUGCGCUGAUUGCGAAGAUUGAGAAAAUACAGGCACUGAGAAGGUUGGGGGAGAUCGCAGCGGCAGCCGACGGUUUGAUGGUGGCGCGGGGUGACCUUGGCCUAGAGUUGCACCCCGGUGAAGUUCCAGGAGCACAAAAGGAGAUUAUUGAAGCGGCGAGAAGAACCCGUGUGCCUGUCAUUGUGGCCACACAAAUGCUGGAGAGCAUGAUGUUGAACCCGCAGCCUAGCAGAGCAGAAGCGACCGACAUUGCUGCCGCUGUCUUUGACGGCGCAGACGCUGUAAUGCUCUCUGGAGAGACCGCAGCCAGUGACAGGGGAGCUCAGAUUGCGAGAAUGCAGCGAUUGAUAUUAACCGAAACAGAACGGCAGGAGAGGCUCUGGACUCAUAACACCCUUAGGUCCCCCGAAGCUGCAAGAGCCUUUGCUGCGGCAGCCGCUGCUGCAGACCACUUCGCAGGGGAGGGUUUGCGCCGAGGAUCUUUGUCGGAGUCGGCUACCUACGGCAGUCACCAGGAGGAAGGAAGCCUCAAGGACAGCCCGGGAAGCAGGCCGUCUCACGCGUCGCCCAAGGUCUACGAAGCGGUGGCUAGGGGGGCCCAUGUCAUGAGCCAGGUGAUUGGUGCGAGCGCAAUUCUAACGAAGAGUGACGGGGGUGAGAGUGCCUCUAUCCUCUCUUCUUUGAGGCCUAGAGCCCCCAUUGUUGCCGCGGCAGACGACCCGCGUGUUGCACGGAAGCUGCAACUCUACUGGGGCGUGCAGCCCCUAUUCCUGGGGGCCUCCGUCGAAGGCACCCCCGUACAGCCGGGCAUUUCCGAAGGCUGGAUUGACGCAGCAAAGAGGGAAGCGCGGGAAGACGGAUUUUCUAAGAGCCCCGAGGAUCUUUUAGUAGUGGCGGGCCCUUCCAAAAAAGCGGAUGCCCAAGCAGGGCAGGCCUCUGAUGCGAACGCAGCAGAGGGCAGCCUGGCUCCCUCCGCUGCCUCCGCCUCCUCUUUCUCCUCCCCAGCGGCGUAUUCAGGCUUGGCGCAAGGUCUACUACAGGCAGGCAUACCGUCAACCACAAGAGAAGGCGAUACGCGGUGCUAUGCGUAUCCCCUAACCUUUGGGGGGGGGCCUCGGGGAGGGGCAGAGGGGGAAGGCCGUGUGGCUGUUGUCACGGGUGCCUCCAGGGGAAUCGGCCUUGCCAUCGCCAAGACUUUCGCCAAGGGUGGCGUAGAGACAGUCGUGUGCGUCGCGAGAGAUCAGGCUGCAUGCGACACGGCAGCCGCAGAAUUGCGCUCUCUAGGGGCCGAUUCUGUCGGCUACGGUGUUGAUGUAGCGGACGGUCAGGCGGUUGCUAGCCUCUGUGAAGAGCUGCUCGCCAAAUAUCCACGCAUUGACAUUUUAGUGAACAAUGCAGGCAUCACCAGGGACGGGCUAUUCAUCAGGAUGAAGGAAAAAGACUGGCAAGAUGUCCUCAACACGAAUCUCAACUCCGCAUACUACUUCUCGCUCCCGAUCAUUCGGAGAAUGACACAAAAUAGGUUCGGUAGGAUCAUCAACAUGGCCUCAGUCGUUGGAGUCGGGGGAAAUGCAGGCCAGGCGAAUUACGCGGCCUCUAAGGCGGGUCUCAUCGGUUUUACAAAGUCUCUUGCCAAGGAAUACGCUAACAGGGGCAUCACAGUGAACGCCAUCGCGCCUGGUUUUAUCAAGUCUGAGAUGACGGACAGAAUGACAGACGCAGCUAAGGCAGCCACCUUGGCAAGUAUUCCAGCAGCUCGCCUGGGGACCCCUCAGGAGGUUGCUGACCUUGCCGCCUUCCUCGCUUCAGACCAGGCAGCCUACAUCAACGGCAAGGUCAUCCCCAUAGAUGGGGGGAUGCUGUUCGGGUCCAACUAA
Molecule: messenger RNA, 2901 nt
Organism: Cyclospora cayetanensis
Lineage: Eukaryota; Apicomplexa; Conoidasida; Eucoccidiorida; Eimeriidae
Exons: 7
Coding region: 1-2901 (966 amino acids)
Biological process (GO): fatty acid biosynthetic process; glycolytic process
Cellular component (GO): cytoplasm; cytosol
Molecular function (GO): NAD binding; pyruvate kinase activity; magnesium ion binding
Source: RefSeq, a predicted model, not a curated record